Poecile atricapillus (Black-capped chickadee) is the source of this 3897-nucleotide messenger RNA. RefSeq names its product guanine nucleotide-binding protein G(q) subunit alpha-like. The record is from RefSeq and is a predicted model, not a curated record. The transcript is spliced from 7 exons. NCBI's taxonomy places the organism in Eukaryota, Metazoa, Chordata, Aves, Passeriformes, Paridae. Gene Ontology annotation, molecular function: G protein-coupled receptor binding; GTPase activator activity; G-protein beta/gamma-subunit complex binding. Gene Ontology annotation, biological process: phospholipase C-activating dopamine receptor signaling pathway; action potential; adenylate cyclase-modulating G protein-coupled receptor signaling pathway. Gene Ontology annotation, cellular component: heterotrimeric G-protein complex. The coding region runs from base 9 to 1088 and encodes 359 amino acids.
UAGGAAGAAUGACUCUGGAGUCCAUCAUGGCGUGCUGCCUGAGCGAGGAAGCCAAGGAAGCCCGGCGGAUCAACGACGAGAUCGAGCGGCAGCUGCGUCGGGACAAGCGGGACGCCCGCCGCGAGCUGAAGCUGCUGCUGCUGGGCACAGGAGAGAGUGGCAAAAGCACAUUUAUCAAGCAGAUGAGAAUCAUUCAUGGAUCAGGUUACUCUGAUGAAGACAAAAGGGGCUUUACAAAACUGGUGUACCAGAAUAUAUUUACAGCAAUGCAGGCCAUGAUCAAGGCCAUGGAUACCCUCAAAAUCCCAUACAAGUGUGAAAAUAACAAGGUUCAUGCACUUUUAGUUCGAGAAGUUGAUGUAGAGAAGGUGUCGAGUUUUGAGAAUCCAUAUGUAGAUGCAAUAAGAAGCUUAUGGAAUGACCCUGGAAUUCAGGAGUGUUACGAUAGACGACGGGAAUAUCAAUUAUCAGAUUCAACUAAAUACUAUCUUAAUGAUUUGGACCGCAUAGCAGAUUCCACCUAUCUGCCAACCCAGCAGGAUGUGCUCAGAGUUCGAGUCCCAACAACAGGGAUCAUUGAAUAUCCAUUUGAUCUACAAAGCGUCAUUUUCAGAAUGGUGGAUGUAGGAGGCCAACGAUCAGAAAGAAGAAAAUGGAUACAUUGCUUUGAAAAUGUCACAUCUAUCAUGUUCCUAGUAGCUCUUAGUGAAUAUGAUCAAGUGCUUGUGGAGUCAGAUAAUGAGAAUCGAAUGGAAGAAAGCAAAGCACUCUUUAGGACAAUUAUCACGUAUCCGUGGUUCCAGAACUCAUCAGUUAUUCUGUUCUUAAAUAAAAAAGAUCUACUAGAGGAGAAAAUUAUGUACUCCCAUCUAGUUGAUUAUUUUCCAGAGUAUGAUGGACCACAGCGGGAUGCACAGGCAGCACGAGAGUUCAUCCUGAAGAUGUUUGUAGACCUGAAUCCAGACAGUGACAAAAUUAUCUACUCUCACUUCACAUGUGCUACAGACACAGAGAACAUCCGCUUCGUCUUUGCUGCUGUCAAGGACACAAUCCUACAGUUAAACCUGAAGGAGUACAACCUGGUUUAACUGUACCUGGGGGAUCCUCAAAAACCAACUUUCCAUGAUUGAAGAUACACAAGAGGGACUGUAUUAUAAUCUGUGAAAACAAUUUGCAUAAUACUAAUUUAUUGCUGGCCUGGACUCUGUGAACGUCCACAGAGUUUGUAGUUAAUAUUAUGAUUUUAUUUAAAAUACAUGGAGGAAAAACAAAAGAUGCUGAAGUACAUUCACAGCACAUUUCCUCAUUUUUUAGGCAAAACCUUGUGACUCAGUGUGUUUCAAAUUCUCAGUUGUUAAUUUACAAAGGAUGGCAGUUUUUUGCUGUUGAAGCAAAAUUGAGCUGGUUUCCUCUUUCUCUAACCCUUUCUCUUCUCCUCCUUUCCUACUCCUCUUAUCUUUUAAAAGGUACAAUGGCCUUUUUUUUUCUCCGAGUUCCAUUCCUGGGUGAAAUAUUUUCUGUUGAGUGAUCUGAUCAGUAAAACACUAUCAUAACAGUUUAAGUCAUCAGUCAUUCUAAUUUUACAGUAUGUACUUUCUUUGAAGGAUCAAAAAGUAUUGAUACUGUGAUUUUUAAAUUCUUUACAUGGGUGUCUUCAUUCUGUCUUCACUUCUGAGACUAGAAUAUUGGGAUUGCAAAGCAGAAUUACAGUUGUCUAAGGAUAAUUAAUUUAACCAUAGUUUUACAGUUAAGAAAGGUGCAAAGAAGACAGUAAUGAGGUAAUUAAGACACAAUCUGGGAUAUCCGUGGAAUAUGUUACAACCUCUUUUUAAUUGCCAUGUGCCAUUUUUUUCUCUCUUCUUUUGUUCACAAAUGCCAAAUAGAAAAAUCAUAGACACUACAGUUUCCCCAGUGGCUAUAGCCUGAAACAGUGUUUUUCUCAGUUGUGUGGGGUGUUUUUUCUUAAGUUAGAGCUUUUUUAAGUGUUCUUUUUCCACAGUAGAAAAAUUAUUUUUAUUAUACAAAAUUCAUGUUGCCAAAUCUGGCUUUUUAUAAAACCAAUGCGUUUGAAACAUAAGAUACUGAUUGAAAUGCCAAAUGGAUGGGUUGGGAACUGACCUGAUUGAAUCAACUGCCAAGUUAUUAACACACACAGUUUGAGCUCAUAUGUUCCCUUUUUUAGAAAGUGUACCGUUUUCUAAUACCAAAACCAACCUGUAAGUGAAUAUGCUAUGAGGUGUACCAUGCACCCACAUGUAGUCUAGUAAUUUGAAGACAGUUGAGAUCUCUCAUUUUGUCACUUAUGACAUGAGAUUUUUUUCUGAAUAAUGUCAAGGCACCUUCAGUUGUAUUACAAGAAGUUAUUGAUGAGAGAUCAUGUUCAGGAACCUUUUUUGAUAAGGUUGAUUGUUAAUUGAUUCACAGGCAUUUGAUAGGCUUUUGUGCAAAAUAGCCUCUCUCAAUGUUCUUUACAGCAGAUUUAUAAAUGUAAAUGAAGCAGUGAGAAAAUCAUUCUUGAAAUUUAAAUGUGCAAUUUUUUAACAACAAAAGUGCAGCACACAUUGAUGAGCCUUUAUUCUGCAGCUUAGGUUGAAAGGUGUUUUUUGACCAGGUGCAUGAUUGCUAGGAAGAAAACUCUAGAGUACAGACAUGUAAUUGGAUUGAUUAUCUAUAAUGCCAACUGGCACUAGAGUGCACUUAACACAAAAAUGGCUGCCAUGUAGCAGCAAAUGGGAGGUGGAAAAAAGAAUGGCUUAUUAGUUGAUUACCAAAGUUAACAAUAAAUACUAAUGAGAUGUUUUUCAUCCUUAACCUGCCCAAAUCCAAAAUAAUAAGAACAGUUGCUAUUUUUUGCUCCCUCUUAAAACACCUUGUAAUUUAAAACUGGUUGUAGGUAUAGUGCAAUUAUGAAUGCUAAAGUCAUUGUACAUACAUAUAUAUAUAUAUAUAUAUAUGGCAGCAUCCAUAUUGGCUUUGUAAUCAUUAAUUUUUGGCAAAUUGAUUGUGCUGUAUUGAUAUGUAUCUAUGUAAUUGUAUUGUAUGUCUUAUAGCUAAUUCACAUUUUAAAUAAUGUUAUUUUAUUUACUUUUUUAAGAGAGAAGAAUGUAAAUUUUGUCAGUUUAUUUCUGACUAGGGAUUUGUUGUUGUUUUUAUUUACAAAACGAAAUACUAUAGUACAGAGCGGUACUAGCAUCGUGCUGUAUAAAAUCAUUUGCACAUUCCUGAGUAGAAGUAAAUUGGAGACACCAAGACAGAGAUGAUUCACAUUCAAAGCAAUGCUCAAAUCUUGUCAGGGCUUUAUACAGCUGUUGAAAAAAAUCCUAUUGGAAUAACGUAUGCCAUUAUAUCUCAUAUUGGAACAUAAGCUUGAAAUAUAAUUUUUAUUUGACUGAUUCACAUUAGGUUACUUUCACUUUUCUAAUAGCUUUAUUGGAAAAGUAAAUUCAGAGAUAUUUCAAACCAUUGUAUGUAAGUGCUAAUGCAGAUGUAUUGUUGCCCUAAAAAUACCAUGAUAAAAUGCGAAACAUCAGAUCAGUUUUUCAGAAAUUGUGGAAACCUUAGGUAUAAAAACAACAACCAAAAGGUCACUAUUGUUAAUGAUUUUAAACAGUUGAAGUGCUUUAUUUAAUGAAGCUAAAGCAAGUAGAUCUAGAUUAUAAAAAGUGACACUGACAUUCUGAAUAGGGGAUCAGAGCAGUGACUCUUUCUUAAUACAGCUUAAAAAUGGUCCUGAUCAUAAUAUAAGUGCAACAAAGCUUCUGUUUUCACAGUUCCACUGUUGAUAAUAUCCCUUUCUUAUUGCCUGGGAAUACAUUGUCUGCAUUGGAUUCAGUGCUAUAAAUGGAACUGUAGCCAAAAAAGGAAGGGAAAAAAAAUUUAAAAAAAAAAAGAAAAAAA